Molecule: messenger RNA, 3632 nt
Organism: Astrephomene gubernaculifera
Lineage: Eukaryota; Viridiplantae; Chlorophyta; Chlorophyceae; Chlamydomonadales; Astrephomenaceae
Source: the annotation of a GenBank genome assembly
GUAAAGCCAACCUAAGUUCCGACAGUAGGCCGAGUGGCGUUGAACUGUCUCAGGACUCGGAUGGCUGCAAGCAGACGCCGUCCUUUAACUCCGGUUGUUCACCAGGAUUCGGCCGCGCAUCCUUACCUGUCGCACCAUGGAGGCGAACCGAUUCCCGGCUCAGGUCACUCCUAGUAGCGGCUGUCGACGGCGGUCGCAGCACGCCUCCUUCACCCAUCCCAGGCGCUGAGCCUUCCGAACCGCCAUGCAGCGCACCCCAACCUCAGGCCGGUGCGGAAGCAGCAUCUGGCAUGUUGUCCCUUCCAGAGGAACGGGCCCUCUGUGCCAACGCCCUUUCCGCACCCCUCACAGCCAACGAACCCAAAGCAGCCCAAAAGCGCGGCCUCAACCUCUCAGCCGCGCGCGCCCUGCAAUUGCGCUCCCCCAAGAUGCCGCCGGAAGGUGCACGGCCGGGGGACGACGCUGCUACAACCGACAACAACUACAACAGUGCUACAGCCAGGCAGCAGCCGGUGGCUGGGAUGCAGGGUGUAGCGGCGCGUUCGCUGGGCGCGGCACCUUCAUGGUACGGAGAAGCCGUACCGUCGAAGUUCCGGAAGGAGAUCCCUACCAACCUUGCAGCCGCAGCCGCUGCUGCUGCUACAUCUGCAAAGGCCGGGAAAUCCGCCGCAGCAGGAGCCACUGCCGCCGCAGCUGCAGCCGCAGCAGCAGCGCAGGCGCCAGCCCCGGUUGCGUGUUCUGCAGAAGGGCCUCUAACCCCGGUGACGUCAGAGGCCACUCGGAGAGUGGCAGCUCCCGUGGAGGCAGCGGCGGAGCCGACAGCAGCAGCGCCGGCAGCAGGAACAGUGGCAACAGAGGUAGUGCAGGCAGCGGAGGCGGAGGUGGCUGCAGAUGCGGCGGCGCUCGCUCUGGAGCCGCUACCUGAACCUCAACCGGAGGAGGCCCUCCGGGAGGCGGCUGCAGAGCGGGCAGUUGCAUCCACGGCAGCAUCCUUCGCUUCAACCUCAGCAACAGCUGCACCCGCGAAUUCUUCUGGGCAGACGCCAGCAGCAGCAGCUCCCCAAGCAUCCUCAGCAGCGGCUAUUGGAAGCUGUAAGGACGCGGCAGGAGUGGCAGCAGUAGCAAAGCUGCAGGCAGUAGCAGCACCCACACCCACGCCCCCAGCAACAGCACCCGCAGCACCCCCAGCAGCCGCACCCCCAGCCCCCGCCCGGGCCCAGGCAGCCUCCGUUCCCUCUGGCCUGCCCGCCACCAUCCUCCUGGCGGUUAGCCCGGGCACACCCCCGGCCAUGAUGCGCCCCUCCUGGUCCCUGGGUGACUACUUUGUGGAGCGGCGGCUCUACAAGUCCAGCACGUCCUCGGUGUACGCCGCGGUGUGCCUGCGCUCCGGUCACCCCGUGGCGCUCAAGGUGUACAACCUGAACCGGGUACCCGCCAACGUGGCGCACAUGCUGAUGCGUGAAAUUGAGAUCCAAUCGUCGGUUGUCCAUGAGAACAUCACAUUGCUGUACGCCGCUUUCCAGGACGUUGCGGCCGCCCGGCUGGUGCUGGUGCAGGAGUUCGCAUCGCAGGGAGACCUCCACGAUGUGCACAGGGCCCUGGGUUGUCGGAUGAGCGAGGACCAGGCGCGAGUGCUGGUGCUGCGGCCGCUGCUGAACGCGGUCGCACAUUUGCACGCGGAGCAAAUCAUCCACCGCGACAUCAAGCCCGAAAACAUCUUGUUCCGCAACGACUGGCGGCUCAUGCUCGCGGACUUUGGCGUCGCAAUCAACAUCGGCGCGGAGCGAGCCGUAACACGAGCGGGUACCGUGGGCUACAUGGCCCCGGAGGUGGAGCGCUGCCCCAUCAAGGACCGCCCCGAGGACAACAAACACGACAUGGGUCUGUCGUACACUACUGCUGCGGACAUUUGGGCAAUCGGCUGCCUGGCCUACACGCUCCUGCUCGGGUUCUCGCCGUACAUUGCGGGCAGCCACGCCUCUCACGGCUGUAGCAUGGUGUUCAGCUUCCCAAGUACGACAUCCCCGCAAGCACGUGACUUCAUCACCAGUGCUCUCGCAGAGCGGCCCGAGGACCGUCCUACAGCCAUGCAGCUCCGAAAGCAUGCCUGGAUUUGCUCUUGAGCUCCUUUUUAUUAAAAGGAAAACACUAGCCUGGAUUUGCUGUUGAGCUGUUGGGGCCAUGUUCUCCCUAAAAUCCUAACAUCCCCAUUAGCAGCAGUCCGGUCUUGACGUGAUCGUCAUGAAGAAGGGAGCUUGGCAAGCGUGCGGCCGCCGUGGCGAUCACAGCACGUACUGCUACCGAAGAUUCGUGUACCUGUUUUUGAUGUUGCAAUUUAUUGUGGUCCGUGCUUGUUGGUCCUGAGACUGGUGUAAGGUUCCUUGAUUUGAAGAUCAACUUUUGAAGGUCUUGGAAGAUCGCGGAACGGUGUGGGAGUGAUGAGCCCUUCAUUGUACACGCCCCAUCUUGUUUGCUGCAUCCGAAUUUUCCAUGUGUUUGGUGAACACGUUAUUGAGUAUGACACGUCACUGACCACGGCACUUGUUAACUGCGUAGCUAGUAGUCCCUUACAUACACUGCUCCUUGUGUAUGCGACCGCGUUUUUUCUGCUUGUACGGCCGUGAUUUGCAGCAGUGUUACUCUUGCAAAGCGGCUGUGAUGAUUGAAGGUUCACCUCACCGGUGACCUAGGUGCCAAUUGUGCACACGAUCUGUGAUUUGGAGAUUAGGGUUGCGACAAGUGUGUUGGAGGCGGGUAUGGCAAAUGUGGUUUGCGCGUGUGUGUAUUGACGGUGUGUCAACGGUCAACGGAGUCCCGCCUCUCCCCGCCGCAGCCCUGAUCCCUGCAGUGCUCGAAGCAUUCUAAUUGGUAGUCUGCUUACCUUUCCGGGCAUGUGCCCGGCAAAUCGGUUUGCCUUGGUAUGAUGGUAUGUCGACUGGUACUUGGUUAUUUGACUGGGUGUGGUUUUUGUUGCCACUCACAUAGCCCCUUUUCCUGUGUCAUUGCCUUUCAAGUGCAAUUUAGUACAGAUAUUUAACGCGUGCCCACGUUUGGAGGUCUUUUAUGCGUGCACAAACCUGUGUGCGAAAACGCAUGUUUUGUUUGGUGUGACACGCUUCUUGUUCACUGAUUUGUUAUUAUUAGCAGGUUGUGAUGUAAUCCCAGGGCGGAAGAGGUCUCAUGGGGUUUCUGGACUGGGUUCCUCGCUAGAAACGCGGAUGUGUGUGCCUCACGUCUGCGCUGCUGCCGAGCCCGCCGAAGACUUGGAGAACAGAUGGGUACGACAAAGGUGACAGUACGGCAGGCUUACGGGCUACAUUCGUCCGUACACCCGCCCCCGUACGUGACGCGGGCACGGCGUUUUAUGUUUGCGAGUACUAAUGUCGUAGUUUGUGGGGGUCCACAUGUGUGGAUGUUUUGUACGUAUGUCCUAUGUGCGUUGGGUAUGUGUGUUGGACUUUCUACUACCUUUUUAAGUAGGAAGGGUCGCAGCAGGUUGGCAGGUGACGGAGAAGUUGAGGAAGGGCCGAAGGGAGAUUUAUGUAAAAUAGUGUGACUGACGGAAUGAGCGGAACGAGCCAAGCUAGGCCCCAACGUUACUCUGUCCAACCUUCCGGUACCCUAAAGGCCCC